This is a messenger RNA of Ceratina calcarata, 1880 nucleotides long. Its product is annotated as homeobox protein ceh-19. NCBI's taxonomy places the organism in Eukaryota, Metazoa, Arthropoda, Insecta, Hymenoptera, Apidae. The record is from RefSeq and is a predicted model, not a curated record. Gene Ontology annotation, molecular function: DNA-binding transcription factor activity, RNA polymerase II-specific; RNA polymerase II cis-regulatory region sequence-specific DNA binding. Gene Ontology annotation, cellular component: nucleus. The transcript is spliced from 5 exons. The coding region runs from base 331 to 1206 and encodes 291 amino acids. Gene Ontology annotation, biological process: brain development; central nervous system development; regulation of transcription by RNA polymerase II.
CACCCGCGAACGGAUCACAGGUUGAAUGGUUUGAAUCGAUUUUGUAGUUGCCGCUUCACUAAUCAUGUAAUUGAACUUACGAUCUAAUAAAAUUCAACGCGUGAACUUAUUUAAGUAUGGGAAUCAUCGCCAAAGACACGAUAGUGAUGCCGCAGUGUUCAUCAUAGUGAAGAAACGUGCAGUGAAUUUUAAAGGACUCGCUGUUAAAAAAUCAUUGAAUGUUAAUGGACUACAAAUAGUCAAUUGAUUCGACUAUUCUAUUAUUAGAAUACCGAAUGGUAUUUAGAUUUAGAAGUUAAGUAUUUAAGGACUAAAAGAGUUUAGAGAAUUAUGUCGGAAGAACGUGCAAAAAUGGUAGAAGUAAUUAAAGAAUCGACGGAAUUGGUCGAGAGUCCAAAAGUAUCUUCGUUUAGUAUCGAAAGUCUUCUAGCGCCGAGCAAGAAAACCGUCGAAGAAGAAAUUCGCAUGCCAAUCCAGACCGAAGUGUAUCUGCACGGUCAUGAAUCAAAUGAUUCGGAAGGACGGAAACUGGUAGUACCUGAUUCUUCCAUGUCUAUGAUAGAAGAAAUCGAAUUCGACGAUGCUGACGUGGUUUGUUCUACCUCGCCAGAACCAGAAAUGUGCUACGAGGCGUGUACUAGCAGCAGCGGUGCCAAUUCCACGACAGGUGUGGAUGGAGAGAUUCAAGAGAAAAGUGACAACGCCAUUAGCGAUGAUGAAAGAAAGAAGAGGCCUCGCACAGCGUUCACCGCAGCGCAGAUUAAGUCUCUGGAAGCGGAAUUCGAGAGGAACAAAUACCUGAGCGUGGCGAAAAGGCUGCAGCUUAGCAAGAGUCUCAAGCUAACCGAAACUCAGAUUAAAAUCUGGUUUCAAAACAGACGCACUAAAUGGAAGAGGAAAUACACAAAUGAUGUGGAACUGUUGGCACAACAAUAUUAUUCCAGCUUAGGAAUCCCUGCACCCCGACCAAUUUUUGUCGAGGAUCGUCUUUGGUUUUUUAACUACCCAGCGCAGUUACAACCAGGAGCACCGAUUUUCCCUCAGCAUUUAGCAACUGUUCCUAUGCCGCCAGCUUUGCCUAUUGUACAACCAUUGCCAAGCAGCUUAACAAUGGGUCAACAAACUUCGAUUUUUCAAAAUAUUCCUGGAAGUAGUUCAACGUAUCACCUAAACCAAAGAUUGGAUUUCAGGCACCAAGAUUCUUAAAUAUAAAGAAGACUUUAAUAAAUCUAAGAUUUUUCUAAAUCGUAUGGUGCACUAUGGGUGCAAAUUCGUGUUGAACGAAAAUAAAUCUGAAGCAAUAAUUUUGAAAUGCAAUGUUAAUGACUGUUCAAAAGAGGGAAUAUAUAUGUACAAAUAUGAUUUGUUGGAAAAUAAUACUUCAAUUCACACGCGUUAUCGCUGGCCGAAUCGGCCACAUUUGCAUGUAUAUUGCGUGACGAAGAACGCAUCGAAAUAGAAUGAGAUAGAGCAUUACGCGCUGGCGUAAAUUCUGGCGGGGAUCGGGGAAUGGAUCCCCGUUGUUGUAUGUGUAGAUAUCUAUCCAACGAAUAAUUUCGAUACGAUGGAUGAUUAAGUUAAUAUAUGUAACUAAAUUCUUAUGAUCGCAAGAAAUAAUGUUAAAUAUAGUUUCUAUCAAAUAUACCAAUCAAAUUAGAUAUAAUAUUUAUAAUCAAUCAUCGGUAGGUGUGUAAAAAACGCAAGAAGAAAAGAUACAUUUUAUAUUUGCAUUUAUUGUAGGGAGUAUAUACAGUAAUUUUUGUAACAGUCUUCUUGUUUUUAUUAUAAAACUAACAAAUAUAUUUUCAACUUUAAACAAUAUAAAAUACAUUAUUCUUAUAUUAGAAAACUGGGUUGAAAACAAUAAAGUAUUUAUUGAC